Acipenser ruthenus (sterlet) is the source of this 4660-nucleotide messenger RNA. Its product is annotated as otoancorin-like. Gene Ontology annotation, cellular component: cell surface. The transcript is spliced from 25 exons. Lineage: Eukaryota; Metazoa; Chordata; Actinopteri; Acipenseriformes; Acipenseridae. Gene Ontology annotation, biological process: cell-matrix adhesion. Bases 172 to 3318 code for a protein of 1048 amino acids. The record is from RefSeq and is a predicted model, not a curated record.
CAGCAAGAGAGAGAGAGAGAGAGAGAGAGAGAGAGAGAGAGAGAGAGAGAGAGAGAGACGCCCUUCUCCUCAUAUAACACAAGGUGAGAGCUCCUCUUCCAUCAGAACUCUUCCAGAACUCCACGCAGUGCUGUCACAGGAGCAAAGGAUAGUUGCAUUUCAGUUGCAGCCAUGGGCCUAUCCACUCUUUGUGUGGCUGUUUUCUGCUUGUACCUUGUGAGCACAUCAGAAGGUCAAAACCCCAAUAAGGAAGAGAACAAACCCACAGGAAGAUGUUCAGGGUGGGAGGAGACUCUCUCGACUCAGCUGACUGCACCUUCGAACUUCAUAUCUUUCCUCAACACCAACUACAAGAUUCUCCCCAAGCUGUCGAGCGGCUGUGUGAUGUCAUUCAACCAGUCUGCCAACGCCACCGCUGUGGCAGAUUUAAUGAAAGUCUUGAAUGAGGUGUAUGACGAUCUGAACCCUGGCACCCGAAAAAUGGUUUACUUGUGGAUCGAAAAAAUGUACAGUAAGGAAAAUGGACCUGUCGUCAACAAAGAGGCUGACAAGGAACCAGUCAAGCCUACUGGGAAGUCUGGUGACAAACCUGGGCCAGACCAAGGGAAAGACAAAUCCAAUUGGAUCACCGUGAAUGUUCUUAAAUUGCUGGGCCGCUUUCUUCUACAAGCUCCCAUUUCAACCAUCAAGGACAUUGGAGGGAAUAUCAACAGCAGUCUCUGCAGUUUGUACAGCAAUGUCACCGAACCCUUUGACAAAUUCUAUGACCUCAACUCAGCGCAAGCAAACGUCCUAUUUCAGGGGCUCCAGAAGUGCAACGUCAACAUAACAGAUAAAAAGGAGAUCGCAAAGCUUGGACAGAUGGCUUGCUUCUUUGCCCCUUUUACUGAUAAACUGAAUCAAUCUACUGUCAACUUUCUGAUGAUGAAGCUGAAGAACUGCAGCGGGGAUGUGAAAAAUGUGUACCAGAAUCUCAUGAAGUCGAGGCCAACAGACAGUAUAAAUGCAGACGAACUGAAAAACCUCGGGGACGCAGCUGUGGGCUUCAGUGUGAACCAGCUGGGCAACCUUAGCAAAAAAGUCAUCCAGGAAUCUCUGGACCAGCUUAAGAAAAUCAAUGGCUGGUCCCAGGGACAGAAGAAAGCACUGCUGGAAAAAGUCAUUGAUGCAGCAGAUACCCAGAAUGCAACGGGACUAAAAAAGCUGGGUGGCUUGGUCAGUGCUUUGGACAGCAAGGCCCUGGGCAAGUUGAAGGGCAGUGACCUGCUUGAGGCCUUCAAGUCCCAGGAUGUCGCACAAUCUGCAGAUUCCAUGCAGCCCGUCCAGAAGAAAUCGAUUGUCAGAGCCAUCUUGAAGGACAAAUCCAUCAAUGAAGCUUUGAAAGACCUGCCACCCGCACUGAUGAGUGAACUCUCCUCUCAGACACUGAAGAACGCAACUGACAGCACGCUUACUCUGGACUUCCUGGAUAAACCCAUUCCCUGGAACAGGGGACAGGCUUUAGUCAUCAUUAAGACAAUCCUUAAGAAUCUUAAAACUCCUGAAGACAUGAAAAAACUGCGGGAUGCUGUGACUGGUCUGACUUGCAGUAACUUAGAAAGCAUGUCUGUGGAUAACUUGAGAGCUCUCGCUGCAAAUGAAAAAAUGACCCGUGACCAGGUUCGCUGUGCUGCUGCCGCUUAUUUUAAAGCCUUAAACAAGAAAUUGGCUGACCUGACGGCAGUUGAAAUAACCCAGAUUCCACCUAGUUUUCUCCUGUUCUUAAAGUCUUUUGAUGAGCUAAUAAAGAUGCAGAGCUCCACCUGUUCUUCAGUAGUGUCCCUCCUGGCUCAGGCUAACCCAAAGCUCCUGCCCAGGAGCUCUGCAAGACGACAGGAGAUACUCAAAUUCAUCAAGAGCUGCCUUAAACUUGAUGAUACCCUAACCCUGAAUGCUAGUCAGGUCUACAAUCUGGGUCUUGCUGUUUGUUACUUCGACCCGAAGGACUUUGAUAACAUGGGAACCGAUGUUUUCCAAGGGGCCAUUGACAAGCUUAAAGACUGUGGCAAAUUCGAGGGCAAAGUGAAAGAGUCGCUCGCCAGCAAGAUAAUAGCCACAUACGGUAACUCCUCCACCUGGACUCCUGAUGUUCUCAAUCAGCUGCAAUCCCUGCUGUCUCUGUUUAAUUCAACACAACUGGAGAAGCUCCAAACCAAUGCUGACAUCAGAGUAGUCCUUGGAAACAUUCUGUCUCAGGUGAUGAAACCAGAGGGAUUUGUAGCCCCAGAUUUGGACUUCACUCCCAAAAUGGACGAUGUGAGCAAAGCAUUCUCCAAAAUGGUCUUGGGAGAUCAAGCAGCAACACCCUCCAGCAAAAGGAGAAAGCGAGCAACAGCAUACAACUGCAGCAAUGUUACCCCACCCACUACGGAUCAAAUACAAACUCUCAAUGCCGGAUGCACUGCUUUCUCCCCUGCGCAGCUACAAUGCAUGUCAACAGACACCUUCACCAACACUCUGGAUAUCUUAGCCUCCGUGAAGGGAUUCAGCAUGGAACAGCUCACUGCCUUGACAGUGAAAGCGUUAGAGGUAUACAGUCAGAAAGAUCUGGUGAAACAGAUCAGCAGCCUGAAGGGAAUCGUAUUGGCUUUCUCUCAAGACCAAGUCAAAGAAUACCUUGCUACUCCAGAUAUUGAUAUGCUGUCUGCGGUGGGAGAAAGCAAGGACUGGCUCAAUCCAGAAAUGCAAUCCAAAGCCAAGAUCAUAGUUGAUAACUUCCUGAAAAACAAGACAGUGAGCAAUCUGACUAGCAGUGACCUGGUGGGAAUGCGCUACUUCAUCUGUGUGCUUAGCGCCGAGCAAAUCGGAAACAUCAGCAAUGCGGAAUACAGUACUGCCGUAAGCAACAUUGGAAAGCUUCAGUGCCCCAGCGAUGUCCUGACUGCUUUGAAGAAUAAAGCAAUAAGCACCUUCGGUUCUCCGGACACCUGGUCCGAGCACGUUGCUCAGGACCUGGGGACCACAAUGGCUGGACUAACUGGAAGUGAAAUCAGUAAACUUGGAGAGAGAGUGAUGCCUUUCCUUACUCCAGAAGCUGUCUCCCUUAUUCCUCCUGCUGUGUUUAAAAGCCUCUCCGCAGCGCAGUUGAGAAGCCUCGGGACUGAUAAUUUCGCCGCUGUCUCAAGUGCCCAGAUUGCACAGCUGGAUACAGUUAAACUGCAAGCCUUGAAUGAGAACUCUGGAGCAACCAAUCCUGCAUAUUCUGCCGGCCACAAAAUAAGCCCAGCGUUUGCUGCAAUCACCCUGGCUCUGACACUGCUGACCGUGAACCUUCUUUAAGUGACAAGGCUCGGCGCAUCCAGAAUGUCAAGAAAUAUACCCCUGUCUCCCACAGCCUAGUCAGACAGAGUUUUCUUUCAUCAGUCGUUCAGAUCGUUUCAGCAACAGAAUCUGAGUCGAAUUUUACUUAUGUUACUUCAAUAUCUGUCAAAUGAUCCUACAUUUAUAAAUUCUCUGUAAGUUUAUUUUAAGCAUUGCACACAUCUGUAGCUGUUAGUAGAUUAAACAAAGGUAUGGAAUCAAUGAAGAAAUGCACCACUUUCUGAAGGACGGUUACCUUAUGUUUGAAACCAGAAAACUCUUCUGAUUUGCCUACGAAAGCUUAUCAAAUACCCUUUACAUUUUGUAUCUAUAAUUUCUACUUUUAUGUAGUUUAUAUAAUAAUAAAAAAAUAAAAAAUAUAUGUACUUGCAUGUGUUUUUAAUAUAGGAGAUAAGAACAUAGUUUUGAUUUUUGCUAUAUUAAUCUUUAGACCUCGAAUGUCUGUUUUGCUGAGGGGGGGUGGGGGGGGGGGGGGCAUUUUAAAAAGCACAAAGGCUGUAUAUAGCUUUGUUACGUUUAAUAAUUGAAAGGUCUAAAAAGCUAUACAGUUCUACUGUGUGACUGGGAUGAGUAUCUAAUACAGCAGAGUAAGCAAGCCUAUGAUACAGAUCAUUGAUGCUUAGGUUAACAGAAAAUACAGUACUGAGAGUGUGUAUUUAUUUUCACCGGUUGUUUAUCUUGUUUACUUCGUUAAAGGUUAGCUAUGUCAUAAUUCACACUGAAUACCAGAAUCUGUCAAAAUUAAAUGGCAUUGUUUAAUUCAGAAAGGGUAUUGAUAAUUCCUUUGAAAUGGGUUGAUGUAAAUGGCAAAAUGGCCUAUUUAUAGUUGGGUAAGGGGAAACUGGAACAGGGAAUACAUUUGAUUAUAUUUCUGUGUUUCACGUUUUACUUGUUUUACGACUGCUGUAAAAAAAAGAAGAAAGCAAGUCACACCCUUAGGGACAACGUGUUUUAUGUUUUACUGUUUCUAUUUCAAAUCAAAGUUUAUUUUGAUAUAGCUACUCCUUGUCCUUUUAGAGUAGAAUACUUGUGAUACUAUUUACAAAUGUGGUGGCUAUACAAUUGGGGACUGCUUGAGUUAUUUCCUAAUGUGUGUGUGUGUGUGUGUGUGUGUGUGUGUAUCCAAGACCAAACGGCAGCCUCUUUGUCCUUCAUGUUUAUGUAUAGUAGUAUCACAUAAGCUCCUCAAUAAGGAUACACUCCACAUUUCGUAAAGUUACUUUUUAGUUCAUGUUUAAUUUCAUUUGUUAUUUGACAUAAUUUGCAAUAAACUUUUAAAUAAAUCAACUUUAAACCAUCA